Messenger RNA from Anolis sagrei ordinatus, 13304 nucleotides. It is a transcript of the gene KIF26B, whose product is annotated as kinesin family member 26B. Gene Ontology annotation, molecular function: microtubule binding; microtubule motor activity; ATP binding. NCBI's taxonomy places the organism in Eukaryota, Metazoa, Chordata, Lepidosauria, Squamata, Anolidae. Gene Ontology annotation, biological process: microtubule-based movement. The record is from RefSeq and is a predicted model, not a curated record.
GAAAGGAAAUACCCCUUGGAUUUCUGCAGAAGCCGAAGAGUGGGAGACAAUGAGGAGGAAGGGGAUCGGGAGGCUUCUCCGCUGACCCUCCGGCUUGUGGGUUUUCUUUUUUUCCUGCCGGAUUUUGGAUCCAGAAGCUGAAUAUUUGGGGAGCAGCAGGAGCGAGGCCCCUUGCGCCCCUUCCCCACCCCUUUGGUGGCAGCCCCGCCGGUGGAGGUGUUCCAGCCCAGGAUACCAAUUGGCAAGGAAGGAAAAGGGAAGGAAGCAAGGAAGGAAAGCAUGAAUUCGGUGGCUGGCAACAAGGAGAGGAUGGCCGUCGCCUCCCGCAGCAGGAAAUACGGGGUGGCGGACCCUUGCUCCCCUCCCGCGAAGCCCUCCUCGGCGCCGCCUUUCUCCCCGGAGACCUGGUUCCGCAAGGCCUACGAAGAGUCCCGCGUCUCCUCCGCUGGAGGAGGAAGCGGAGGGGGAGGCGCCCGCCCUGCGCCCGAAGGCUCCGGCUCGGGCUCCGGCUCGGCGCUGGGCUCCUCCUCGUCGGGCAGCCCAUCUCCGGGUUCGGGCACUUCCUCGCCGGGCUCCUUCGCCGGCUCUCCGGGCCCGGCUUCCCCGGGCAUCGGCACCUCCUCGCCGGGCUCCUUGGGGGGCUCGCCGGGCUUCGGGACGGGCUCGCCGGGCUCCGGCAGCGGCGGCGGCUCCUCUCCGGGCUCCGACCGGGGCGCCUCCUGGUGCGAGAACUGCAGCGCCCGCUUGGCGGAGCUCAAGAGGCAGGCGCUCGCCCUCCUCGUCCCCGCAGCAGCAGCAGCAGCAGGAGGAGGCAGCAAGGACCCAGCAUUUUCUUCAGCCAUCCAUGAUAAACUGCAGGUGCCCAACACAACCCGAAAAGCAUGGAAUGAAAGAGAUAACCGGUGUGAUGUUUGUGCCACUCACUUGAACCAACUAAAGCAGGAGGCCAUUCAGAUGGUAUUGACGCUUGAACAGACUACCAACACUGAACACUGUGAUGCUUCUCCUGGCUCCCCUCCUCCCCUCCCUAAUAUUCCCGCCUUAGUGGGCUCUCGACACAUGGGCAGCCUGCAGCCCAGGGACUGGGCAUAUAUGUCUGCCCCUUAUGCUACUUCCAAUUACACUGGCUUUCUGCCUAACAAACUCAGCGGGAAAUCGAACAACAUAGGGAUCGUUAAUGGAGUAGAGAAGAAAAAUGGCUCCUUGGGACACCAGGCAAAGGUCAGUGUGCAAAUGGCCACCAGCCCCAGCAAUGGUAACAUCCUGAAUUCAGUGGCUAUCCAGGCUCACCAAUACCUAGACGGCACCUGGUCCUUGUCAAGAACUAAUGGCAUUACUCUGUACCCCUAUCAAAUUUCACAAUUGAUAACUGAGACAGGUCGAGAGGGACUGACUGAAGCUGUGCUGAACCGCUACAAUGCAGAUAAGCCUUCUUUGCACAGCGUCCCUGUCUCCCAAAGCACCUGUGUUGCCAGCGAAACAUCAACAGGCACCUCAGUGGCAGCUUCCUUUUUUGCCAGAGCUGCUCAGAAGUUGAACCUAACAUCUAAAAAGAAGAAGCACAGGCCUUCUACAUCCUCUGUUUCUGAAUCCCAUCUUUUUGCUACAAAGUUUAGUACUGUCUUGCAGACCUCUCCUCCACCAGCCCCACCAUGUUUGCUAAGAGCAGUCAACAAAGUGAAGGACACUCCUGGAUUGGGCAAGGUGAAGGUCAUGGUGCGCAUUUGUUCUACCUUGGCCAGAGACUCCUCUGAAUCCAGCUCUUUCCUGAAAGUUGAUCCUCGUAAGAAGCAGAUUACUAUAUAUGACCCAUUGUCCUGUGGAGGCCAGAAUGCUUUCCAAAAGAGAAGCAGCCAAGUACCACCCAAGAUGUUUGCAUUUGAUGCUGUUUUCCCUCAAGAUGCCUCUCAGGCUGAGGUAUGUGCAGGAACAGUAGCCGAAGUGAUCCAGUCUGUGGUGAAUGGUGCAGAUGGAUGUGUGUUUUGCUUUGGGCAUGCCAAAUUAGGAAAGUCCUACACUAUGAUUGGAAAAGAUGAUUCCAUGCAGACUCUUGGCAUAAUCCCUUGUGCCAUCUCCUGGCUUUUCAAGCUGAUUAAUGAACGGAAAGAGAAGACCGGAGCCCGUUUCUCAGUCCGAAUUUCAGCAGUUGAAGUGUGGGGUAGAGAAGAAAAUCUGAGAGACUUGCUCUCAGAAGUGGCAACAGGCAGCCUACAAGAUGGCCAGUCUCCAGGUGUCUACCUCUGUGAGGAUCCAAUUUGUGGCAUGCAGCUUCAGAAUCAAAGUGAACUGAGAGCCCCAACGGCAGAGAAAGCUGCCUUCUUCCUUGAUGCAGCAAUUGCCUCCCGUCGAAGCAGUCAGCAAGAUUGCCGGGAGGAAGAUCACAAGAAUUCUCACAUGCUCUUCACUCUGCACAUCUAUCAAUACCGAAUGGAGAAGAGUGGCAAAGGGGGAAUGUCGGGAGGUCGUAGCCGCUUACACCUCAUUGACCUUGGAAGCUGUGUUAAACCUCUCAGCAAAAAUCGAGAAGGAGGUUCUGGACUCUGUCUUUCAUUGUCUGCAUUGGGCAAUGUCAUCCUCGCUCUAGUCAAUGGUAGCAAGCACAUUCCAUACAAAGACAGCAAGCUGACCAUGUUGCUCCGGGAGUCCCUUGGGAACAUGAAUUGCCGAACCACCAUGAUAGCUCACAUUUCGGCAGCUGCAGGCAACUAUGCUGAGACACUUUCCACCAUCCAGAUUGCAUCCAGGGUCUUAAGGAUGAAGAAGAAGAAAACCAAGUACACAUCAAGUUCUUCUGGAGGAGAAAGUUCUUGUGAAGAAGGGAGAAUGCGGAGGCCUACCCAGCUGAGACCUUUUCAUUCUCGAAAUGCUGUUGAUCCAGACUUCCCUAUUCUUCAUCUAUCCAGUGACCCAGAUUAUUCUUCUAGCAGUGAACAGUCAUGUGACACUGUCAUUUAUGUUGGCCCAAAUGGUACCGCCCUCUCAGACAAGGAGCUGACAGAUAACGAAGGCCCCCCUGAUUUUGUUCCCAUUGUUCCUGCCCUUCAGAAGACUAGAAAUGAAGGCAAGCUGGAUGAAGUGACUGAGACAGCUCCCAGCGCCUCUGAGAGAGACUGCUUGAAGUGCAAUACAUUUGCCGAACUCCAGGAGAGAUUAGACUGCAUUGAUGGCAGCGAGGAGACAGACCAUUUUCCUUUUGAGGAGCUGCCUGUUCAGUUUAGCUCAGACCAAGCAACCAAAUGCCCUUUAUCAAGCCAGGUGCCAGAGCUCAACAAUACAUUAGACCCAGACAGGGAAGAAGGCUUCCAAGAGCCUGAUAAAGAACUCAAGGAAAACCUAAACACAGUCCCCAACAAUGUUCAGGGAGGCCACUCUCCUGUUCACAGUGAGACGCCCAAUGAAAUUUCUACUCCUCCCUCCCCCAGGAGUGUUACAGGCAGUCCUAGUAGCCAGAUGAAUUCUUCCCAGCAAUCUAAUUGCACAGACCUACAAAGCAGUCAUGAAAGUCUUAACUCCUGCGGCUUUGUAGAAACAAAGCCCCGAUCCAUGGGUUCCCCACGGCUUGGCAUUGCAAGCCUUUCCAAGACAUCUGAAUAUAAGCCCCCUACUUCUCCUUCUCAGAGGUGCAAAGUUUACACCCAGAAGGGGGUAUUGCCCAACCCUGCACCUCCACCAUCAUCACUUAGCAAAGAUUCAGGCAUGGUGUCCAGUGAGUCGCUGAUACAGCCUGAUAUCCGCACGCCUCCCAUAGGAAUGAGCCCUCAGCUCACAAAAAAGUCACUGUCUUCUAUCAGUGGGGACUAUGGAGAGACAAUGGACAGUGUAGAGCAGCAGCAACAAUCUGUUUCACCAGAGACAAAGAAGGAGAUUUUAAGCACCACCAUGGUCACAGUACAGCAGCCAUUAGAGCUGAAUGGAGAAGAUGAGCUAGUAUUUACCCUGGUGGAAGAACUGACCAUUAGUGGUGUUCUUGAGAAUGGACGCCCAACAAGUAUCAUCAGCUUUAACAGUGAUUGUUCUGUGCAGGCGCUGGCCUCUGGGUCUCGACCAGUUAGCAUUAUCAGCAGUAUUAGUGAAGACCUUGAAUGCUAUGCCAGCACAGCUCCUGUGUCAGAGGUCAGCAUCACCCAGUUUCUCCCUCUUCCCAAAAUGGGUCCAGGUGACAAAGCUGAAGAGGCUGAAAGUAGACGUUCAUCUAUCAGCUCCUGGCUGAGUGAAAUGAGCACUGGAAGUGAUGGUGAACAAUCAUGCCAUAGCUUCAUAGCACAAGCAUGCUAUGGUCAUGGGGAAGCAAUGGCAGACACUUCUGUUCCUGAGCUUUUGAAGGCUGAACAAAAUAAUAGUGCAAGUUGUACGGAUGAUAAGCAAAAGCCAGAGGCUGAGGAUAUAUUUCUAGUACCAGAAGUGGUUGACAAAAGUAUGAAUAAAAUGUCACCCAUCAAAGGUUGCAAAAUAUCAGCCCUGGGAAAGACGACAGUCACAAUAUCAAAUACUGCAAGCCUAAGCAGCUGUGAAGGCUUCAUUCCAAUGAAGACCAACAUUACUGUGUAUCCAUGUAUCACUGUUAAUCCCUUUAAGGCACAAGAGACUCAUGAAGCUGUCUCAGCAGUAUCAUCAACAGCAAAAACACAAUCUCUUCAAGAUGUGAAAGAAUACAAUACAAGGAAAGAGAUAAAAUUUGAUGACCCUUGGCUGAAGCGGGAAGACAGUGUGAAAAAAGAAAAUGGUGAAACCAAGUCUGAAGCUGUACCUGAAAAAAACAUGAAGCAAAGCUUAGCAGACAGGUUUAGUAGCAGUAGCGGUGAGACUUCUAGCUCUCCAGGAACAGAAAACCUGAAAAGGAUUGUAGAUGGAUGUGAAAUGGGACUGCCCAGUUCCACUACCCAUAGCCCCAUUCAUUCUACUGACAACAUUAAAAAUGGCAGCCUCACCAGAGGGUUCCAAAAGGCCAGCAAGCAGGAGGAAUUGGAUGCAGUCUCUUAUCAUUACGUUGAAGAGUACAAUGCAAUUAACUCUUCUGUUUCAGGUCAGACUUCGAAAACUAGCCUGGAAAGAAGAAUCGCUUCCCCCAAGCAUUGUAUUCUCACACGUCCAAAAGGAACCCCACCAUUGCCUCCUGUAAGGAAAUCUAGCCUUGAUCAGAAGAAUCGGGCCAGCCCUCAGCACAGCGCUUGCAGCAGCGGCACCAGCAGCCCUUCAAACCAACCAUCAUCGUAUUUGGCUAGUUUUUCUGAUGAAUUCAGUGGGAAGCAGAAGAGCUCUUGUAUAGAGAAUGGCAACAAUAGUAGCAGCAAGUUAUUUAGUGCCAAACUGGAACAGCUGGCAAGCAGAACCAAUUCACUGGGAAGGCCCAAUGGAAGCCAUUAUGAGUGCCUGUCAUUGGAAAGGGCAGAGAGUCUGUCCUCUGUCAGGAUGAAUUCCGGGAAAGACACCACAAUGCCAAGAGCUGGGAGGAGCCUAAACCGCAGUCUGAUGUCCUCACCAACAAAUUCAGGCAUUUCUCAGUCUGCAGGUGCCUCACCAAAGGCCAGUCAGUCUAAGAUCUCUGCAGUGAGCAAACUCCUUUUGGCAAGUCCAAAGGCUCGAAGUCUGGCGGCUUCAACCACCAAAACACUUAGCUUUUCAACCAAGUCUCUUCCUCAGUCGGUGGGACAGAGCUCAAAUUUGCCUCCAAAUGGAAAGAAUAUGUCAUGGUCUACUCAGUCUCUCAGCAGGAGCAGGAAUUCUGGCCUUUCUUCAAAGAUGCCCCUUAGAGCUGUUAAUGGAAGGAUUUCGGAACUGCUGCAGGGAAACCCAGGCACCCGAGGACUUCAGCUGCGCAGGAACUCAGACACUGAUGAGCGUGGUGCUAUUCAUGGAGAAGAAAAGCCGCUUGUCCAACUGCUGCCUUCACCUUACAGCAAGAUAACUCCACCAAGAAAGCCUCACCGAUGUAGCAGUGGCCAUGGAAGUGACAAUAGCAGUGUUCUGAGUGGGGAGCUGCCCCCUGCCAUGGGGAAAACAGCCUUGUUCUACCACAGUGGAGGAAGCAGUGGAUAUGAGAGCAUGAUGAGAGACAGCGAAGCAACGGGAAGUGCUUCCUCAGCACAAGACUCCAUGAGUGAGAAUAGCAGCUCUGUCAGUGGGAGGUGCAGAAGUCUCAAAAAUCCAAAGAAGCGUUCAAAUACAGGUUCUCAGAGAAGGCGACUUAUUCCAGCUUUAUCACUUGAUGCAACAUCACCAGUAAGGAAACCUACAAGCCCAGCUGUGCGUUGGGUGGAUGGACCUCUGCGAAGUGCCCAAAGAGGAAUGGGGGAGCCCUUUGAAAUCAAGGUCUAUGAGAUUGAUGACGUGGAGCGGCUCCAGCGACGACGCACAGGAGACAACAAUGAGGUAAUUUGCUUCAACGCCAAACUGAAAAUCUUGGAGCAUCGACAGCAGCGAAUUGCAGAGGUCAAGGCCAAGUAUGAGUGGUUAAUGAGAGAGCUGGAAGUGACCAAACAGUACCUGAUGCUGGAUCCUAAUAAAUGGCUCAGUGAAUUUGACCUGGAGCAAGUAUUUGACUUGGAUUCACUGGAGUACUUGGAGGCUCUGGAGUGUGUGACUGAACGCCUGGAGAACCGUGUCAACUACUGCAAGGCCCACCUCAUGAUGAUCACCUGCUUUGACAUCACUUCCAGGCGUCGAUGAAGAUUUCACACAAGAAUGUUUUGGACUACUGUCUCCCCUUUUCUCCCUUUUGAACAGCGCCCCAAAGACACAGAAUGAGGAUGAAGGUCGGUGUCAUGUUUUGACUGUAUGUGUGUGUGUUAAGAAGAGAUUCCCCUCACCUUUCUGUUUAUGAUGAAGAGCAGAUCGUAAAUUGAAUAGAUGAUGAUGAAAAGCAAAGACACGGAGGUAUAAGGAUGUGGAUUCUUCUAGCCCUGAAAGAGCACUUUGAGAAAUCUUUAAGGACGUAUUUGUAAAUAGGAACUGCUGGCAGAAGUGACUGUUUUCCCCAACAAUACCUGAAGCAAGAGGAAGAGCAGAUGUAGGAUCGCCGCUGCUGAAAGCACCAUUAAAGUGAAAAUACACAGAGAAACUGUCUUAAGUGCCUUGCAAAUCUUUAUUAUCCAAACAUUUAUGUCCAUAUUUUUUGUGUACAGAUGGUGCUAGUCAAGAAAAAGAAAAAAAAAGACAAAAAAUCAAAACACUUUUUUGGAAAUGUAUUUGCAGCCUGGUUUUUAUUUUCCUCUUGGUGUUUUAUCCUUUUUCUGACUUGUUGUUUCUAUGUAACUUGUGUUUGUAAAGAUGUUUCUAAACUGAUACAACAUAUAAAUAAAUGUUAACUGUCUUUCAUUGAUACACAUCAGAAUAAGGCCACUCAAAGGGGGGGGGGUGAUGAUUAAAUCUGUUACAUCAAGCUCACAAUGUUUGAGAAGGGAGAUCCCUAGGCUCUAGUUGAAAAAGGAGAUUUUUCUGGCAACAUGGCAAAGGCCUGAGUACAUUUGAUAGUCCCAGCAAGAGUCAAUCCAUUGAAUCAUUCAACACUUGAAUUGUUUUUGGUGGAGCCCCCAGUGUUGCAAUGAGUAAAACCCUUCUGCUGGUAGGACUGCUGGCCAAAAGGUCGGUGGUUCAAAUGCGAGUUGGGUGAGCUCUCAUCUGUCAGUUCCAGCUUCCCAUGAGGGAACAUGAGAGAAGCCUCCCACAGGAUUGUAAAACAUCUGGGCAUCCCCUGGACAAUGUCCUUGUAGAUGGCCAAUUCUCUCACACCAGUAAUGACUUGCAGUUUCUCAUGUUGCUCCUGGCACAAAAAAUUAAAAUACAAAAGAAUGUAUUUCAUAAUUUGUUGUCUUGGCUUUAAAAUAAAAAUAAAAGAAAAUAAAGGGGGAUGAUGUUGUCUGCUUGUGGAGGAGAGAAGCAGGAGCAGAACCCAUCACCCCCUGCCUUUAGGCAGUGCAUAGUGCCAUUCUUAGCUUGAACAGCUUAAGAGUUCAUCCACUUCAUUUCUCCAUAAUAUGUUCCAUGUGUUUAUUGAAAUGACAUCUCUGAUUUGUGUAUUAUCAUAUAAAAAUGCCUUCUGCCACAGGGAAAAGCAAUAGUUGAUUCAAUAGCUAUACUUGAUUUGGGAUUACCAAUAGGAGUCAAGCCAAAAUGUUACUUGGUAUUAGUCUUAUUGUGGAGAAAUAAAGUCAAUAUGGGAAUGGGAUGGGAAUUUGACAUGGAACCAGAGUUAUUUAUAACACUUCUAUUUACAGAUUCCCUUGUGACAUAUUGCAACUCCCCUUAGCUCCCAGUACUCUGACUAGUCUCGAGUUGGGAGUGUUCAAUUAUCAGAUCUGUUCCAUCAUGAAGAUAUGCAGUCACAAACAUAAAAUAAUUCCAGACUACCUUUUCACCUUUCCAAUGAUGCCAUACUUUUCAUAGUACAAAGAACCAUUGAAUAGCGGGAUGCUAUAGGUGGUCAGUUUUGUGUAUGAGAGAGAGGGAACAAUUUUGAAAAUGUUACUCUAAGCCUUAAUAUGGACUCUCUAAUACUGCACAGAAAGUGUUUCUGCACACACACAAAAUGCACAUGCAUUCCAAGAACAUGUCAUAUUCUUCCCAUCAGAUGUUCAUAUUCAGGUGGUGUCCUGCUGGUAAAUUUUGAUUGGUGUUCCAAAGAAUGAAAUUCUCUACCAACUACAUAAGUACCCCACAAAUCACCACUUUUUCUCAGCUGUGGGCACCUCCCAAAUUUUGUAUUUCCUAUUCAAGUGGAAAAUGAGAGAAGAGCAUACAAUUGUCCAAGUUUUGUCCUAAAGCAAUGAUUAUGGAGGAUUAUGGCUGGCGUCAUGUUACUCAGCCCCAACUAGAGUAAGCCAAUUCAAACAGUUUUAGAAUGGUAAGUUAAAUCUCAUUGACACAAUGAAUUUGCUGCAGUUAGGACUAAACCAAGUUAGAAUUUAGUUACAAGACACAAGGACAUGAACUAAAUCUCUCUAAUCCAGGAUCUUGACCUCAUUUCGUCGAUACCUAUCCAAAAUGCCCACCUCUCUGCAAACAACCAUGCAGAAUGGGCACAUCUCAUAAAAGUUAGAAAGAUGAAAGAGACAAGACAAUAAGUAGGAUAAUCAUGAACACACUGUGUCAUUUGAACAAUUUGCAGAAUCUAUUACAGUGCUCUGUUUACAUAGAAGCAGAUUUCCAUGGACAAUGUAAACAAGAACUUGGUUCUAAACUUGUAGUUUCUCUAUUUAUCCAAAAGCUAGAUGCACAAAGAAAGUUCUUUAUAACAAAGCAAACAAACCUUUCUUCUCAGUCUUUCAGUUCAAGGGAUCAGCAUGAUUCUGUUGUAUUUAAAAGGUUUCCAUGUAGGUAAUGUGCUCACCCUGCCUCUGUUAGUACUGAGAGGUAAUAAUGAACCAUCUCAUCAAGACAUCACAACAAUAGAUUCAGACACUUACUACUGUUUCAGGUACACAAAACAGCAACAUGAUCAUCAGUAAUGUUUGCUUCUAAGUAAAUUAAUACCUCUGUAAUGUGAACAGUGUAGAUGUGCUCCUGUUUCAUAGCUUUUAACUGUAGAGAGAAGAGAUGAAAGACUGGAAUCAUAUUGUUAGACAUAACUAGAGUUGAUCUAUUGAACCAAUGGAAUUUAUCUACAUUCAACAUAAUGCAGCAAAAUCCACUAAAGAGUAAUUUGUUUUUGGAUGAGAAAAGUAUACAGUGAGCAUAUACUUAAUCCUAUUUCCAAUCUAGACAUGGAUUUAAAAUACCUCCUCUGUUCGGAAGCCAUCAUACAGCUGAUGGGUAGACAAUGGAUACAUAUAUUCUGUCUGUGUGUUCACAGAUAUUACUGUACCAUUGUAUUAUUUUUGACUAACAGCAUAUUUAGCCUCUUUUAUCUCUUUUCAGAUCUAGUUUUCUGACCUUGCUUUCUUUUAGACAGCCUUUGUUUUCCUUUAAAUUUCUAGAAAAAAUACAUAUUGGGAGAUAAUUUCCUUGACCCAAGCCUGCUGGUACUCCACACAAUAUUUUAUAAGACUACCCUGUGCUUUUUGGAGCUUAGUAAGGCAUCCCCUAAAGACGAAACUAUGCAUAUGCCUAUUUAUGCUCCCUGCAAUAAAUGUGCCUUCUGUUCCCCAGUGGAAUUCCCUCAGAAUUGUGUCCAUGUUUACCUUCAGAGACUAAUCAAAAAGCAAUGCAUGCUAAAUGACAAAUAUGCAAGUGAAGACAACCACAUGCUUGAACAUACAGAUUUCUUAAAGUACAAUUUCUUCUAAAAGUGUGCUAAUCAUGAAUUUCAUACGUAGCUUAAUUGACAAAAACUUUACUAGACUAGAAUUAGGAAGCUGCGAUAUACAGGUUAUUUACUGAAUUGGAAACAGUAUGCAUAGAUUGAAUGGACAUGGAAGCAUGCAUUCUAGAACAAAAGUUCACAAUAGGAGGUGGGAAAUUGAUGCCAUUUCUUCAGCAAGUAAUGACAGCAUUUGGGGUUUCCAGCUCAAAAAGAGACCAUUGCUCUGGGGGAAAGGAGUUUUCUUCAAACCAAUUUUCUCGCUGUGUUGCUUCUUUUGUGACCUGUUUGCCCUAGAAAGUAAACGGCAACUCCUAAAUGGUAUUUGAUGGAGAGAGACUGUGGGAAAUACUGUUCCAUAUAUUCCCAUUUCAUAUGCCUUAUUGCAUAGUGACACACUGUUUCUGGGCGAGUCUCAUGUCAGCCAAUCCUUCAAUUUUCCUUAUAUGUUUUUCCAAACGUUGGCACCAGAAAGCAAUUUUGAUUCUUAACAGUCUGCAACAUUCAGUUUACUGAGUUAAAAACAAAAAGGCACCAGGAACAAAAGAGAAAGCACAGCCAAAAAAAUCUAGGUGAUAUUUCGUCUACUUGAGUUAGUGCAGUUACUGACAAGCGACAAAGCAGAACUUAUGAACCUUGCAACGAAGCAGUAUCAAUAAAACCUUUACAGCCCCACUUCCCAGAAGGCUGACCAUUUAUGUAUGCCACAUUUUAUGGAAGCUGUAUUUUAAAAUGAGUAUUGUAUUAAUGCCUAUACUUACUCUUCACCCUAUAAAGCCAAGUUGUGGCAUCUGCCUCACAUAAAGCUUUGAAAUAAAUGUAACAUUUGUCAAGUCAAUUAAAAAAUACACACGAGUGUCACUAAUUUAAUGUCUGAUUUACUGAAGAUUUCCAGUAUUAGCUAUAUUAACCAUGUAAUAUAAGCAGAGACAGUGUGAAGAAAAUGAAGAAUGCAUCCAUGGUCUCUGUCUCCACGCCUAACACCUUCCCUCAGAUAAAAUGUUAUUAAUAUUUCUAUGGUUGGCUCUAAUUAGCUGAGAAAUGCAAGAAAGUUGAUCUAGAUGGCUACUUUUUAAAAUCUUGGUCAUGGUGGAGAAAAGGACAACAUAUAUUUAGCAUAACCAUGGUGUAUGAACAGUGGACCCUUGAAAUCCACAAGAUGUUCAUUCCAGUACCUAAAUCUGUUGUUGAUGAUGAUAAUGAUGAUACUUUAUUUAUAUUUCUCCCUGUGGGGACCCAGAGCACAUUACUGUGUAAACAGAUACCGUCAAACAUUUAAUGCCUUGUUACAAUACAAUAAGACACACAAACAAAGGCAGAGGCUUCUCCUUUCAUUUCUGGCUUUGGAGGUGGUGCUCAUCUCUGGCUCUAAGGGAGGUGCUGUUCUCCAUUUGCAAGCUGAGGAGCCUGCAUUGUCACCUCCUGGUCAUGUGUCUGGCAUGAUUGCUUGGAGCGUCUUAUGCCUUUCCCACCAAAGUGGUACCUAUUUAUCUACUAACUUCUGCAUUUUUAAAAAAUUGCUAGAUUGGCAGAAGCUGGGCUAACAGUGGGAGCUCAGCCUUUCCUGCGUAUUCGAACUGCUGACCAGCAGUUCAGCAACACAAGGGUUUAACCCAUUGUGCCACCAUGGCCCACUGCUCAAAUCCCAGUACAGUAUACGGUUUAAUAAAAUGGCGUUCCUUAUAUAAAGAUGGCAACAUCAAAGUUUUUUUAAUUUUGUUUUGAAGGGUAGAUAUUUUUAUGUGAUGGAUGGUAGAACCCAGAAGUGCAGAAUAUGUGGAUAUGAAGAGCCAAUUGUAUUGCAUACAUGUGAUGUUAAAAAACACCAAUUAAAUUAAUAAGCAGUAUUCCCAGUUCAUAACCAUAUUUUUCUAAACUAUUUUGAGAUGAACAUUUCAUUAGAGUAUGUGCUUUAAAGCCAACUAAGCAUAUGUCCCCUGCAUCACAAAGGGUAUCUCUUGUCAGACUGUACAAACUGGGCCAUAAUAUUGUGUGGGUUGAUUGGAACUUAUCUACAUGCUUUCUUAGAAUGUCUUUUGCUAUCCCCAGCAAUGAGCUUUAAAUACUCAGUUUCGGCCUACUGGUCAUGUUGCAGGAAAAUCUUCUGAUAAUUCUCUCAAUCUCUCUAUCUCAUUCAAUUUAUUUCAGCAACAACAACAAAGCUUAGUAAUACUAAUCCAACUGCCUUUGCAACUCACCCAAAGGGAAAUGAACGUAUGCAUUUUAUAAAACUUUGAGUGGUCAUAACAAUGGGGCAUACUUUAAAACAAAACAUAAAACAUUAGUAAUGAAAAUGGUGCUUAAAGCAGUUUCAGCUAAAUCUGUAUUACAUAUAUUCUCUAUAUGGAUUUACCCACCUUAUAUAUUGUAUAAUAUGUGUGUGAACGGAUAUCUGAAUAAAACACACCUUUGCCUAGAGAUUUUAUGUAUACAUAGAUACUACUUUUUCUAAAUUUCCCCUCAUUCCCCCAGAUGAAACUGCUAUCAGACAUCCAUCAUACAUCUGACAUAUGAAGGAUAUAAUUUAUUUGUAAACUCAGGAUGUUCUUGCUUUAUCAAAUUGCUUGUACUUUGUAAUUUAUUUACCCAUCUUAAUUGGAAAUGCUUAUCUAAGUGCUAUGCAUUGAAGUGUACAUUUGCUGAAUCCAUUUCAUUCUGUCUAUGCAUAUGUCCUUUUUCAUAUGAACAGUGGUAUAAUAAAGUCAUGUAAGGCUGGAAAGUGCCCCUUGCCGUUGGGCCAAAGGCAUCGACUGCUUCGGUCAUAAGAAGUUUUGCCAGAAGACAGACCUGCAAACUUAUAUUGUGCUAUCUCAGCUAAGCAUUUUUGGAACAGACAGGAAAAAUAUCAACGCUGGGACAGGAAUGGAAAAAGAAUCAGAAAAACACAGAAACCUGCAAGUUUAUUGAAUGAUUACGUCAGACCUUUUGCCAUUAAAAUGUAAAGUUUACUGUUUCCUGGCUAAAAAAAUCUCUCACCUUUUGUGGUAUAUGAGGUGUGAAACAUAUUGUCGAAAUAUGAUGUUUAAAAGAUAUCAAAUAUAGUGGCAUUAAAUGUUUACUUUUAUCUUAU